GCAAGGACGAGGUUGCACAACGAGAACUGUUAAGACAAACCCAGAACUCCCUCUGAAAAUCUCUCCCCAAAACCCAAAACUCCCAAAUUUCCCACCCUUCAUUACAUCGUCGAUCUCUUUCUCUCUCCUCCCACUCUUUCUGCCACCAACCACACUCUCUCUCUUCGCCGCCUACGAAUCUCUCCAUUCUCUUACGCCGGCCAUAUCCAAAUUGCCGCAGCUUCUCUCCCACUUUCCGUUAAUAGGAUUACUCCAUCAGGUAUCAAUAUCAUGGUCAUAUCCUUUCCCUAUUCAAGGCAGAGUGAGGUGUUGAAUAAAAGUUGUGCUUGGGACACUUUUAGAGAUCUGUAUCAUCAAUGCACCAACUUGUAAUCAAGGAAUUUCAAGACUUUUAUCUCCUUAAUAAGACUCAGUGUGCGGAGUGGAAUAGAGAUCUACGUUUAAUUUAGGUGGUUGAUUUUCCGUUUUCCCCCUCAGAAAGAAUAAGUGACUUUUUUUUUUUGUCAUAUAAAGCCACACAAAGAGGUAAAAGCUAAUGCCAGAAGGUGCAAUGGCAGUUGUCAAACCAGAGAUGAAGUCUUAUGUUUGGCUACAAACCACUGAUGGCUCAAUUCAGCAAGUGGAGGAAGAAGUUGCAAUGUUUUGUCCUGUUAUAUGCCGAGAAAUACUUCAAAAAAGCAUGGGAUCUUCCAAAUUAAAUGCUAUUGUACUCCCAGAGCGGGUUAAUCCAGCAACUCUGGGUUUAGUUCUGGAUUACUGCCGAUUUCACCAAGUGCCUGGUCACUCCAUAAAGGAGCGGAAGGCAUAUGAUGAUAAGUUCAUUCGAUUAGAUACCAAAAAAUUGUGUGAGUUAACAUCUGCUGCAGAUAGCCUUCAGCUAAAACCUUUGGUUGAUCUCACGAGCCGUACACUUGCUCGAAUAAUUGAAGGAAAGACUCCAGAGGAGAUACGUGAGAUAUUCAAUUUACCUGAUGAUCUCACAGAGGAAGAGAAGUUGGAGCCCCUAAAAAACGUGACAGAUGAUCCUCGCAUCCGACUGCUGAAUCGGUUAUAUGCUAGAAAGAGGAAGGAAUUGAAAGAAAGAGAACAAAAGAAGAAUAUUGAAGCCGAAGAAGAGCAUGUUGAUGAACGCUCUGUUGAUGAUCUCUUGUCAUUUAUAAAUGGUGAAGAUAAAGAAUCGAAAGGAGCUAAAACUGGUAAAAGUAAAAAGAAAAAUCGGCGAAAGAAAACACACAUUAUAGGCUCCUCAAACGAGGAUGGGGACCACGAGGACGCAAAUGGUGUAUCUCAUUCAUGUGAUAAUGGCAAAGCUGAUGACAGUUGGAUGUUAGAUUCUGGUGCUAGUUCAGAAUUACUGGAUCCUGUGAGUCCUAAGCUUGACUUUGAAGAUGGUGAUAUUGAUGACGAACUGGAUCCAGCAAUGAAGGAAGAGCUUGACAGGGAGGUAGAGGACUUUGCUCGGAGAUUGAAUUCAGAUUGGCCAGAAAGAAUGCAAGAGAUUCUUUCUUUGGGCCAAGGGAGAAGGCUAAGCCCCAUAUCAAUAAACGGCAAUGGCUCUGCACAGAGAUAUACAGGUUUGUAACAAAGAUAAUAAUGGAGCGAGAUUGGCGGACACAUUAUCGACUGAGCUCCUCUCUCAGGAAUAAUUUGUUCGUUCUGCUAGUGUGCAUAUGUUUAUAUGUUGUGCACUGUGUUGGCCUUGCUGAAGUCAUGGAAAAGGAUGGUUAGGCCAGUCGCAAAAUCUGUAUAUUUGAGGUUGAGCGAGAACGCUGUGCUGGGAAAUUUGUACCUUUAAUUUAGUCAUAGUUUUGUUCCCUUUGUUUUCAACUUCUCUGUAUUGGGAGUGCUACUUUUUCUUUUCUUUCAAUACAACCUGUUCCUGAAAUUCUCCCACUCUGUAUCCGUUUGAACAAGCAUUUGCUUUUGCACAUAUCAGAAGGCCCAAAGCCUCAAUUUUUUUUUUU
This is a messenger RNA of Beta vulgaris subsp. vulgaris (sugar beet), 1964 nucleotides long. RefSeq names its product SKP1-like protein 21. Gene Ontology annotation, biological process: SCF-dependent proteasomal ubiquitin-dependent protein catabolic process. Gene Ontology annotation, cellular component: nucleus; cytoplasm. The coding region runs from base 536 to 1582 and encodes 348 amino acids. The transcript is spliced from 10 exons. Gene Ontology annotation, molecular function: cullin family protein binding. The record is from RefSeq and is a predicted model, not a curated record. NCBI's taxonomy places the organism in Eukaryota, Viridiplantae, Streptophyta, Magnoliopsida, Caryophyllales, Amaranthaceae.